This is a messenger RNA of Lobosporangium transversale, 539 nucleotides long. RefSeq lists its product as hypothetical. The transcript has a single exon. NCBI's taxonomy places the organism in Eukaryota, Fungi, Mortierellomycota, Mortierellomycetes, Mortierellales, Mortierellaceae. Bases 32 to 247 code for a protein of 71 amino acids. The record is from RefSeq and is a predicted model, not a curated record.
UUUUUUUUUGAGUUUCUAUUUGAUUUCUAUUAUGAAAAUCAACCGUCAUCAUUUAGCCCCAGCUUUGGAGAUUUGGUGUUUUGUUUUUUUUCUCUUUGCCAUCAAGCAUACCAUCUCCAUCUCUUUUUUUUGUCGCCUUUCUGCUUCCCCUUCUUCCCCCAAUAAAUCAACCAGGGAGCUUACAUUAUCCAUGAAUCCUCAGCUCCUUAGUCAAGCAUUGUGCUUUUUGCUCGACUUUGUCUUUUAAUUGAUUACCCGCUGUUAGAUAAAGAAAAUACGAUGACUAGGGCGAAGCAAUUAGCAAAAAGCGGUUCUGGGUCUUUAAGACCAAGGAAAAACAAUGACGAUAAAGCACUGUUCUCUUGACGUUAUAUUCAGUUUUUUAAACCACAUUCUUUCAUUGUUCUGUCACGCACACAAUACCAUGGCACUAUUCGCACUAUCUUUAAAUAAACAAAACGCUUGCUAUAUAUACACAAUUGGCACGCAACGGAGCGAUGAUCACUCAUGAUCUCGUCUUUUUUUUUUUUAUUCUUUCA